This is a messenger RNA of Mandrillus leucophaeus (drill), 2411 nucleotides long. RefSeq names its product GTF2I repeat domain containing 1 (gene GTF2IRD1). The record is from RefSeq and is a predicted model, not a curated record. Lineage: Eukaryota; Metazoa; Chordata; Mammalia; Primates; Cercopithecidae. Gene Ontology annotation, cellular component: nucleus. Bases 9 to 2411 code for a protein of 800 amino acids. The transcript has 20 exons. Gene Ontology annotation, molecular function: DNA-binding transcription factor activity.
AGGCGACCAUGGCCUUGCUGGGCAAGCGCUGUGACGUCCCCGCCAACGGCUGUGGACCUGACCGCUGGAACUCUGCCUUCACCCGCAAAGACGAGAUCAUCACCAGCCUCGUGUCUGCCUUAGACUCCAUGUGCUCAGCGCUGUCCAAACUGAACGCCGAGGUGGCCUGUGUCGCCGUGCACGAUGAGAGCGCCUUCGUGGUGGGCACGGAGAAGGGGAGAAUGUUCCUGAAUGCCCGGAAGGAGCUACAGUCAGAUUUCCUCAGGUUCUGCCGAGGGCCCCCGUGGAAGGAUCCGGAGGCAGAGCACCCCAAGAAGGUGCAGCGGGGUGAGGGCAGCGGCCGGAGCCUCCCUCGGUCUUCCCUGGAACACGGCUCAGAUGUGUACCUUCUGCGGAAGAUGGUAGAGGAGGUGUUUGAUGUUCUUUAUAGCGAGGCCCUGGGAAGGGCCAGCGUGGUGCCGCUGCCCUACGAGAGGCUGCUCAGGGAGCCAGGGCUGCUGGCUGUGCAGGGGCUGCCGGAGGGCCUGGCCUUCCGGAGGCCAGCUGAGUAUGACCCCAAGGCCCUCAUGGCCAUCCUGGAACAUAGCCACCGCAUCCGCUUCAAGCUCAAGAGGCCACUUGAGGAUGGCGGGCGGGACUCGAAGGCCCUGGUGGAGCUGAAUGGUGUCUCCCUGAUACCCAAGGGGUCACGGGACUGUGGCCUGCAUGGCCAGGCCCCCAAGGUGCCACCCCAGGACCUGCCCCCCACCGCCACCUCCUCCUCCAUGGCCAGCUUCCUGUACAGCACGGCGCUCCCCAACCACGCCAUCCGAGAGCUCAAGCAGGAAGCACCUUCCUGCCCCCUUGCCCCCAGCGACCUGGGCCUGAGCCGGCCCAUGCCAGAGCCCAAGGCCACUGGUGCCCAAGACUUCUCCGACUGUUGUGGACAGAAGCCCACCGGGCCUGGUGGGCCUCUCAUCCAGAACGUCCAUGCCUCCAAGCGCAUUCUCUUCUCCAUCGUCCAUGACAAGUCAGAGAAGUGGGACGCCUUCAUAAAGGAAACCGAGGACAUCAACACGCUCCGGGAGUGUGUGCAGAUCCUGUUUAACAGCAGAUAUGUUCCUGAGUCGCAUCCAAAGAGUGUUGGGUGUGGAGUGGUCAAGACCUUGUUCCCCAUAAAGCCAGAGCUCCCUCUGGGGAGCUGCGCGGGGGAGAAGGCAGCUGCCCAGGAGUACUGGGGACCCCCCGGAUGGUGGGAACAGGGUCUGGCAGCCCAAGUGCCCAGGUCUGAAGCCGUAGCUGUGCAUGUGCCAUUCAGUGACCACCACCGAAGGGGACCUGGGGCAUCUCCCCAAGCCCCGGGAGAGCCCUCCAGCCUGCACCGUUCUCAUGCCUGUCUCUCUUCUCUCCCCAGGAUGUUUGAUGAGCGAAUUUUCACAGGGAACAAGUUUACCAAAGACACCACGAAGCUGGAGCCAGCCAGCCCGCCAGAGGACACCUCUGCAGAGGUCUCUAGGGCCACCGUCCUUGACCUUGCUGGAAAUGCUCGGUCAGACAAGGGCAGCAUGUCUGAAGACUGCGGGCCAGGAACCUCCGGGGAGCUGGGCGGGCUGAGGCCUAUCAAAAUUGAGCCAGAGGAUCUGGACAUCAUUCAGGUCACCAUCCCAGACCCCUCGCCAACCUCUGAGGAAAUGACAGACUCAAUGCCUGGGCACCUGCCAUCAGAGGAUUCUGGUUAUGGGAUGGAGAUGCUGACAGACAAAGGCCUGAGCGAGGACCCACGGCCUGAGGAGAGGCCCGUAGAGGCCAAGGCCAUUGGCAUCUCGGAGCCCGUCAAGGUGCCGUACUCGAAGUUUCUGAUGCACCCGGAGGAGCUCUUCGUGGUGGGACUCCCUGAAGGCAUCUCCCUCCGCAGGCCCAACUGCUUUGGGAUCGCCAAGCUCCGGAAGAUUCUGGAGGCCAGCAACAGCAUCCAGUUUGUCAUCAAGAGGCCCGAGCUGCUCACUGAGGGAGUCAAAGAGCCCAUCGUGGAUAGUCAAGAGAGGGAUUCCGGGGACCCUCUGGUGGACGAGAACUUGAAGAGACAGGGCUUUCAAGAAAAUUACGACGCGAGGCUGUCACGGAUCGACAUCGCCAACACGCUAAGGGAGCAGGUCCAGGACCUUUUCAAUAAGAAAUACGGGGAAGCCUUGGGUAUCAAGUACCCGGUUCAGGUCCCCUACAAGCGGAUCAAGAGUAACCCCGGCUCUGUGAUCAUUGAGGGGCUGCCCCCGGGAAUCCCGUUCCGAAAGCCCUGCACCUUCGGCUCCCAGAACCUGGAGAGGAUUCUUGCCGUGGCCGACAAGAUCAAGUUCACAGUCACCAGGCCUUUCCAAGGACUCAUCCCAAAGCCUGGUAAGAGGCACUGGCUGUGGAGGGGGCACUGGGAAUAG